AAUUUGCAAUUGCACCCACAAGAGACGUUCAGCAGUUUGGACUCUGAGCUCAGAAAUCCCCUAGCAAAACAAACAACAACAACAAAAAAGAAGCUACAGGGGUAGGCGACGUUUUGAGUGUGACUGAAGUGGAAGUGAAAGUCAGGCUCCAGGCUUUUCUUCAUCCAUGGCGUCCAGUAUGAGGCAGGACGAGACUCUGAGUCUCAGCGAGGAUCUCACCUGUGCCAUCUGCUGUGAUCUGUUCCAAGAGCCGGUCAUGCUUGGCUGCAUGCAUCACUUCUGCAGGUCAUGCAUCACUACCUACUGGAGAGAUCUUCGAGGUCCAGCGAUGUGCCCUCAGUGCCGGAAGGAGUUCCCCAAAAAACAGUUUCAGACCAACUAUCUGGUGGCUGGCCUGGUCGAAAAGGUCCGAGCCAGUUCAUCAGCUGCGUCUGUGAGGAAUUUACAGAAGCAGAUGAAGGACGGUCUGGACCCACGGAAAGAACAGCUGAUUGCCAUGAUCCGUAAAGACGAAGAAGAGAUGAACAUGUUAAGAAAAAUGGGAGCUGAUCUCAAGGAGAGAGUGUGUCAUGAUUUCCAGGCUCUGCAUCACUUCCUGCAAGUGGAGGAGGCGGCCAUGCUGGAUCAGCUGCGGCGGGAUCAGAUGGAGCUGGAGCACAGCCUGGAACGACACCUCGAGGCUCUGCAUACAGCAAUUCGAGAACCGGGGCAGACAGUGGGCUCACUCCAAAUGGCUACCAGCACCCUGCCAGAAUUACAUUCCAGACCACAUGUUCCAGGACUUUCUAUUGAAGGUUUUAAGAGCAAAUACAUAGCUCCUCUUCAGUAUACUUUGUGGCGAAAAAUGUUAAAAAAUUUAAAACCAGGCCCACUUCCAGUGACCUUCGAUGAGGACACAGUUCAUCCAAGCCUCCAGCUCUCUCGAGACAGGACCCAAGUGGUUGAAGCUGAAGCCAUGCUGCCCUACAAACCGAAUCCGAAGCGCUUCGUUCAGUGUGUUAAUGUUCUCGGAGCCCAAGGUUUCCAUACAGGCAGACAUUACUGGGAGGUGGGCGUUGGCACCAAGCCCAAGUGGGACAUAGGUGUUGCCCUGGAAACAGUGAAUCGAAAGGCACGUGUGAAGCUGUGCCCCAAUAAUGGGUACUGGACACUGCGUCUGCGCAACCACACGGAGUACUCAGCAGGCACCCAACCCUGGACCCCAUUGCGUGUGACCUCUCGACUUCUAAGGAUUGGGGUCUUUGUGGACUGUGAGGAGCGUACAGUUUCCUUCUACAAUGCUGAUGACAUGAGCCUGCUCUACUCAUUCUCCAAUGGGCCCAAAGGGAAGGCUUUUCCAUUCUUUAGCACGUGUCUGAGUGAACCUGGACAGCGAGCUCAGCCGAUCUAUCUCCUGCACUUCCCCAGCAUGGCUGUCUGAGAAACUUCAGAUCUUUAUACAUACCUACAUACAUGCAUACAUGUAUAUGCACACACACACACACACACACACAAAAUACCAUUUUCAAUCACUUAUUCAACAGAAAUAUCAUUAGAUGUGAUAUUCUUCUGUGGAAAAAGUAAGUACACCGUUGGCCUCAGAAGGUAGUAUUGCCCCCUUUAGCAGAAAUAACUUACUCUAGGGGUUUUGCAUAAUUGUCCACCAGGCUUGCUGGAAUUUUUGACCACUCUUCCAUGCAAUAUUCUUUCAGUUGCAAGAUGUUUGAGGGUUUACUUGCAUGUUCUGCCCAUUUGAAAUCCCCCCCCACAACAUUUUAAUAGGAUCCAAAUCCGGGCUUUGGCUAGACCAUUCCAUAACCCUCCAUUUCUUCUUAUUGAGCCAUUCCUUGGUGGAUUUGCUAGUGUGCUUAGGAUCAUUAUCCUGUUGAAGGGUCCAUUUUGGUUCAACUUCAACUUUUAGACAGAUGGCCUCACAUUAUCUUCAAGCUCUCUUUGAUAUUAUGCAGAAUUCAUGUGUUCAGAUGUUUUUUUUGUUUGUUUGUUUUUUUGUUAAGUUGUGAAAAUGACUACAAUAUGUCAAUUUUAUGUGUCAUUUGAUAGUGUAUCACCUUUAUUAGUAUCACCUGUUUCUAAGAGGACCCACUAUGUAAAAAAUCACCAACAUGUAUACAUUGUCUUUAUUGUUGAACUUUUUGAUCUUUUCUUUCACAAAAAUAGUCUGUGCUCUUGGAUAUCAAACAAUAGAAAACAAAACACAGGUUUAUCAUAUAUAUAUAUAUAUAUAUAUAUAUAUAUAUAUAUAUAUAUAUAUAUAUAUCUUUGUUAAAUAUAUGUGUGCCACAAUUAUUGGCACCCUUUUAAUCAAUACUAUGUACUACCUCCAUUUGCCAUGAUAGUUCUGAGUCUUCUAGAACACCUGAUGAGGUUGGAGAAUACAUGGCAAGGGAUCUGAGACCAUUCCUCCAUACAGAAUCUCUCCAGAUCCAUCAAAUUUCGAGGUCCACGCUGCUCUUCAGUUCACCCCACAGGUUUUAUGUGGGUUUCAAGUCAGGGGAUUGGGAUGGUCAUGGCGGGACCUAGAUUUUGUGGUCAGUAAACCAUUUUUGAGUUGAUUUUGUUGUAUGUUUUGGAUCAUUGUCCUGCUGGAAGAUCCAGCCAUGGCCCAUUUGAAGCUUUCUGGCAGAGGCAGUCAGGUUUUCAUUUCAUAUCUGUUGAUAGAGUCCAUGAUGCCAUGUAUCCUAACAAAAUGUCCAGGUCCUCUGGCAGAAAAACAGUCCCAAAACAUUAAAGAGCCUCCACCAUAUUUAACUGUGGGCAUGAGGUACUUUUCCAUAUGGCUGCCUCUCUCUGUGUCAAAACCACCACUGGUGUUUAUUGCCAAAAAGCUCUAUUUUGGUUUCAUCUGACCAUAGAACCCGAUCCCAUUUGAAGUUCCAGUAGUGUCUGGAAAACUGAAGAUGAUUGAGUUUGUUUUUGGAUGAGAGUAGAGGCUUUUUUUCUUGAAACCCUUCCAAACAACUUGUGGUGAUGUAGGUGACUUCGGAUUGUAGUUUUGGAGACUUUCUGACCCCAAGACACAACUAACUUUUGCAGUUCUCCAGCUGUGAUUUUUUUUGGCCACUCGAACCAUCCUCUUCACAGUGCGUCGAGACGAUAUAGAGACGCGUCCAAUUCCAGGUGGAUUCAUAACAUUUCCAGUUGACUGGAACUUCUUAAUUAUUGCCCUGAUGGUGGAAAUGGGCAUUUUUAAUGCUUGUGCUAUUUUCUUAUAGACACUUCCCAUUCUGUGAAGCUCAACAACCUUUUGCUGCACAUCACAGCUGUAUUCCUUGGUCUUACCCAUUGUUAUGAAUGAGUAAAGGAUUUUGGCCCAUGUGUUACCUCAUAUUUAUACCCCUGUGAAACAGGAAGUCAUGGUUGAACAAUUUCCUGUUCCUAGGUGUACUAAAUGUAAAAUAUCAAUGGGAAUAUACGUCAAAUAAAUUUCUCAUAUGAAUUCAUAGUGGUGCCAAUAAUUGUGGCACACACAUAUUUAAUAAAAACCUUAUUUUGAUAAACCUGUGUUGUUUGAAACUGUUUGAUAUCCAUGAGAGCAGAGAAUUUUUUGUGAUUUUUUUUUCAAAGGAACCCCGACUGUGAAGACUUGAAGGCCUUAACAUGCAAUAAUUGCCCUUAUACUAAGAUAUCUUGUUAGAAACCCAUGAAAUAUGUUCAUUACUUUAAAAAUCCUUAACAUUUAAAACAUAUUUUAACCUAUGGAGGCUGCCAUUACGUGACCUGCGCAAUGCACUCUGAGUCGAUGAUGUAAAUUGUUGCACUUUAGCACUCAAAAGAAUUAGCUACUAGCCCCCGCAGCAGGAAAUGAAUGCCACACUGUGCUGCUUUUGGCUGUACUUUUUCUAGUUCUUGUGUGCUGUGAUGCCAGGGCUAUCUGUAAAUAUAAUCAAACCCGUAAGCGUCUUGUUAGUGCCGUUUGUUUCUGUAUAUUCUCGUAACAUAAAGCUCCUGUAAAAUUAGCCUAAAACACAAGACGUAAAAUUAAAGCAGUUCUUGAACCAUUUGGAGUACAUGCAUGGUUUUGGUUUCUUUUGAAAGGUGGAGUAAAUAUUUUUACAUAAUUGGAUUGUUUGGAUCUUUGCCAGUGUAACGACUGUUUUUGUCAGGAUGUUAUGGAUUAGUGGAUUACUAUGAGGCUUCAUAUGAGGUGAGUUGCCUCCAUUUCGUAAGUGUUUGUUUGUUUGUAUAUCGGUGGUCUGACAGAGACAUGGAUUGUAGCUGCUGUUGUGAUUGUAUCUCAAAAUGGUUUAUAUCAACCAAAUCACAAGAAUAUUAGCUUUGCAAAGGUAUGAGUACCUUCAUACACACAGAAGUGUUUUUUAGAUAGCAUAGGUUUGCUCAUAACAUGGCGAUAGGGCACUGGCGGGCCGUUGGAAUAUAAACAGGAUAAAGCAUACAACGGCAAGAUGGCUGAUAAUAUUGAUAUCAGAAUACGUUUCGUCAUAAAACGAUCGUUUAAUCCAUACGCUUACCUUGAACAACAAACACUCUCUCUCGGUUGGCAUAGGCGUGCAGUUGCUGAACAGAUGGAUUUUGCCCCACUCUCGCCUCCUCACCUCUCUGAUCGUCUUCAUUUUGUUGUACAUUUUGAGUAAUGUCUUCUAUAUUAGCCUCCUCGCUUAUGUUACGCUCGGGUUCAAAUUGAAAAGGCUGAAGACAUGUUUAUACCGCUGUAGGGUCGCUGGAGAAUCAAGACCGUUGCAACCAUUUGACGUCACUACCCAGAAUGUAUUGCAGCAUACAAAUGCAAGGAUUUUUAUUAUUUAAAAAAAAAAAACCCUGACAGCUAGAGUGUUUUUGUAUAGCGGAUUCAUAUAGCAGAUGUCAGCGUUAAUCUAAUAAGCCAUACAAGUCUUCAUAGUCGGGGUUCCCUUUAACAAAAUAUCAAAAGGUUAAACAAUAAAGACAGUUUUUCAUAGCCUGCUUUGCUCAUAUUUACCAGGGGUGCCAAUAUUCAUGGAGGGCAUUGUAUAUAGAGAUCAUGGGACACUAUAUCCUUUACAAAGCUCAGCAUGCAUGUUUCAGUGAUGAUACAGCUGUCAUCAUUCACAUUAUUUUCUUGCUUAAUCAAUAUUUCAUAUGUGUAAUCUACUCUGGCAUUAACUGUAUGAACUAAGAACAAUCACUGUUGUUUAAUCUCAUUAUUUUGAGAGCAGCUGUUCAAAUAUGUGAUUUUGCUCAAACAAUUGACAGUGAUGAAGCAAAACCUCAUUGCUAAGCUUGCCAUUUUACACAUGCAAUGUAUCCGUAAACUGUCUUAGUGAAAAUAUCACAGACGUCACAGAGCAUUUUGUUCUAUAUAGGAAUGCUGGAUGAACUGUAAAUAUUUGUUUCAUGGAUAACUUUUGUUGAUUUCUUCAUCAUUAAACAAUCCUGUAAUGUAUACAGGAGGACUUCCUAUUCAGACACACCAUACCAUGUUUGUAACUAAUAUACAAUAAUAAAUCGAAUACAUAGUGGCCAAA
Ictalurus furcatus (blue catfish) is the source of this 5462-nucleotide messenger RNA. RefSeq names its product tripartite motif containing 105 (gene trim105). The transcript is spliced from 7 exons. NCBI's taxonomy places the organism in Eukaryota, Metazoa, Chordata, Actinopteri, Siluriformes, Ictaluridae. The coding region runs from base 167 to 1420 and encodes 417 amino acids. The record is from RefSeq and is a predicted model, not a curated record. Gene Ontology annotation, molecular function: protein binding.